AUGAAAGAUGCAAAUGAUGAAUAUUUAGUUUAUGAUAAAAACAAGAUUUCAUUUGAAUUCCUCCCUGAGAAUUUAAAUCAAGGAGUCACUUGCAAGCCACCAAGAUCUUUUGGGAUAUUGAGUACUAACAAUGGAAUUGGGAUUUCAAAUUAAACAUUAAGAAUAGAAAAUGACGAUAUAAUAUCAUUCAACGUCUUUGUUCUGCAAAUGGACGAAAAAAAUACGAACAUAAACCUGUAAACUGAAGUAAUUUCAGAUGACGAUAAGCUAAAACCCAAAAGCGAAAUCCUUUUUAGGCUCUCAUAGCAAUGCCCUCAAAGAGAUCAUCUCACAUCUUAGAAUUAUUGGACACCAAUACAUAUUCAAGUUAGUUUGAAUGAAGUGAACCAAUAAACUCAUGAAUUAAUAGAGUUUGCAAUAAUAUUCUCAUGUGACAAAUCAUACAGAGACAUCACAUUCGAUUGGAGUCUCCCCAUAUUACUCGUUAUAUCAACUAUUUUGAUUGCAUUUUUGGCUAAAUAUACUAGAAUCCUUUCAUUUAGUUGGAAGACAAAUGGAAAAGACUUUUAGGGAUUCGAAAUCAAUAAUACGAUCAUUCUGAUCUACAUACUAUUAUAUGCAGGUGGAGCCACGAUCGUCCUAGCAACAGACUUUUUAGAUUUCAUCAGAUAUUUAUUCAUUAUAAUAGCCUGCACUAUAGGCACACUUGCAAUAUUCUUUGUGUCUUCUGAGCUUGCAUGUCUAAUGAAAGCGAAUUCCUUUUUAAGAAAAUAUUACAUUGUGUUUUCAUCAAUAAUUUCUUUAUUAAUUGGUAUUCCUUAUUACUUUUAUAAGCCGUGGUACUUGAGUGAUAUAAUUUCUCUAGCUUUUAUAGUACUAAUUGUAAAGUUCUUCAGACUCAAGAACUUCAAGUUUGCCUCAUUCUUAAUGAUAUCCAAUGUUUUAUUGGAUUCAACACUCGCCUUAAUCAUCCACUAUACUUAAGUUGAGUCUUACAACACAACUGUACUACAAUUUUUGAAUUGCCCUUUAGAAUUGCAACUGCCCUUAAUAAGUUUGCAAUUUAAUAAAAAUUGUGCUUGGAUCUCACUCUUUAGUCAAGCUGUACCAGGACUCCUUUUGAGCUUAGCCUAUAGGAUAGAUAAAACUAAGAGGACUUUCACUUAUGGUCUGCAGGGCUUCUUGUCUUUGAUAAUCGCAGAAGGGCUUUGGGUAUUGGCCACAGUGUCUGUGAAACAUUCGAUACCUGAAACUAUAUUUACUUAUCCUAUAUUAUUAGGAACUUUAACUCUAAAUUCUCUUAGGAGAGCAGAAUUCAACUCAUUUUGGUUCGGUGACUAUUUAACAGAUCAGAGCUUUUAACGAUUGAGAGGAGAUAGUCUAAUAGAUGCGAAAGCUCCCGAUCUACUGUUUAAUGUGGAUAUUAUUCCUGAUAGCAAAGUUUAACCAACUGAUCUAUGA
Paramecium tetraurelia is the source of this 1461-nucleotide messenger RNA. RefSeq lists its product as uncharacterized. Gene Ontology annotation, molecular function: aspartic endopeptidase activity, intramembrane cleaving. NCBI's taxonomy places the organism in Eukaryota, Ciliophora, Oligohymenophorea, Peniculida, Parameciidae. The record is from RefSeq and is a predicted model, not a curated record. Gene Ontology annotation, cellular component: membrane; lumenal side of endoplasmic reticulum membrane; cytoplasmic side of endoplasmic reticulum membrane. The transcript is spliced from 3 exons. Gene Ontology annotation, biological process: membrane protein proteolysis.